CAUCAUCCCAGUCAAUUGCAUCAUUUAAAUCAGAAUUGGAAGAUUCACCUUUGUUUUUUGUCACAUCCCCUUCCUUCUCACCAAUAGCUAGGAUUUGUGAUUUUUCGGCCAUAAUUGAAAAAAAAAACAGAACAAAAGGAAACAUAGCAAAGAAACAGGAAACAAUUGCAAAAUCAACAGGAAAACUCGAUCAAAAAUCGAGACACACUUUGAAAAACAGGAAAACCUAGCCCCAAGCGACUAGAAGAAACCCUCCCAAGGAAAACCCGGAGGGAAAUUUUUUUGUUUGUAAUUGUCACGCCUAAAUAGAUUGGUUCAUCACAAAACCUUAAAACCAUGAACAUUAAUGUAAUGUAUGAGGGGUUAUGCUAGAAGAGGUUUUAGUUUCUUCAUCUCCCACUUCACUCAACGACCUGUUAUAGUCUCUAUCCCUUCAACACCUUUACAUUUCACUCCUUUUUCCCAUUUCAGAUUCUGGGUUUCUGGAAAAACCAGGUUUUUAUCUGAAAAAACCAGGUUUUCUUCAUCAUCUCUUCAAGUUAUGGGGCUUCAAUCAGAGUCUGUUGAUGGGGUUUCUUUGGAAUGGCCUGCUAAGAAAGUUCGAGACACUUUCAUCAAAUAUUUUGAAGGAAAAAACCAUGCUUUCUGGAAAUCAAGCCCUGUUGUUCCUGUUAAUGAUCCUACUUUGCUCUUUGCUAAUGCUGGUAUGAAUCAGUUCAAGCCGAUUUUUCUGGGGAACGUCGAUCCUAACAGUCCUUUGAGCGAAUUGAAGCGAGCUUGCAACACUCAAAAGUGUAUUCGAGCUGGUGGGAAGCACAAUGAUCUCGACGAUGUUGGGAAGGAUACUUACCAUCAUACAUUCUUUGAAAUGCUUGGCAAUUGGUCCUUUGGUGAUUACUUUAAGAAAGAGGCCAUUCAAUGGGCCUGGGAACUCCUGACCAAGGUUUAUGGCCUUCCUGCUAAUCAAAUUUAUGCUACCUAUUUCGGUGGAGAUGAGAAAGCAGGACUUGUUGCUGACACGGAGGCCAAGGAGAUUUGGCUCAACUACUUGCCUCCUGAGCGUGUGUUACCUUUUGGUUGCAAGGACAACUUCUGGGAGAUGGGCGAUACUGGUCCUUGUGGACCUUGUACUGAGAUUCACUUCGAUAGGAUUGGGAAUCGUGAUGCUGCAUCACUGGUUAAUAAUGAUGACCCUACAUGUAUCGAGAUUUGGAAUCUUGUAUUUAUUCAGUUCAACAGAGAAACUGACGGUUCCCUGAAAUCCCUUCCUGCAAAACACGUUGAUACGGGAAUGGGUUUUGAAAGAUUGACAUCGAUUCUUCAGAAUAAGAUGAGUAAUUAUGAUACUGAUGUCUUCAUGCCCUUGUUCGAUGCUAUUCAACAGGCAACUGGGGCUCGCACUUAUUCUGGAAAAGUUGGUGAUGAUGAUGUAGACAAAGUUGAUAUGGCCUAUAGGGUUGUUGCUGAUCAUAUAAGAACUCUCUCUUUUGCAAUUGCUGAUGGUGCUUGUCCAGGUAAUGAGGGUCGUGAAUAUGUAUUAAGGCGCAUUCUUCGUCGUGCUGUUCGUUAUGGAAAUGAAGUACUAAAUGCCAAAGAAGGGUUUUUUAAUGGGUUGGUACCUACUCUGGUGAAUUUGAUGGAUGAUAUUUUCCCGGAGCUGAAGCAGCACGAGAAACAUAUCAAAGAUGUCAUUGCAGCUGAGGAGACUAGUUUUGGGAAAACAUUGCUUAAGGGUAUUGAAAAAUUUAAGAAGGCUGCCCAGGAGGUUGAUGGGAAGACAUUGACUGGCCAGGAUGCAUUUUUAUUGUGGGACUCUUAUGGCUUUCCAUUAGAUUUGACCCAGUUAAUGGCAGAGGAAAGAGGUUUAACUGUUGAUACUAAAGGUUUUAUUGAUGCUAUGGCGGAAGCAAGGGAAAGAUCAAGAAGUGCUCAAAAUAAGCAAGCUGGUGGAGCAAUUACGAUGGAUGCAAAUGCGAUGGCAUUAUUAUACAACAAUCAAGUUCCAACCACUGACGACUCUAGCAAGUACAUCUGGUUCAAGGAUCAUGACAGCACCAUUCGAGCUGUUUACACUGGAUCUGAGUUUUUGGAAUCUGCUGAAGCUGGCCAGGAAAUUGGUGUUGUACUGGAGUCCACAAGUUUCUAUGCUGAGCAAGGUGGUCAGAUCUUUGACACUGGAUCAAUUGAUGGCCCACAUGGUAGUUUUAAAGUUUCUAAUGUCCAAGCGUUUGGCGGUUUCGUUCUACAUAUUGGUUCUAGUGAAACUGGUAGAUUAUCUGUUGGUGAUAAAGUCACUUGCAAGGUGGACUAUAAUAGGCGUCAACUCAUUGCCCCCAACCAUACCUGUACUCACAUGUUAAACUUUGCUCUCAGGGAAGUUCUUGGGACUCAUGUUGAUCAGAAGGGAUCUAUUGUCCUUCCUGAGAAAUUAAGAUAUGAUUUUUCUCAUGGCAAGCCUGUUCAAAGUGAAGAAUUGAGGAAAAUAGAAAGCAUAGUGAAUGAACAAAUUAAAGCUGAAUUAGAUGUAUAUGCAAAAGAGGCAAAACUUACUGAUGCCAAGCGUGUAAAUGGUCUUAGAGCUGUAUUUGGAGAAAUAUACCCUGAUCCUGUGAGAAUAGUAUCAAUUGGUAAAAAGGUGGAAGAUCUCUUGGCCGAUCCAGAAAAAGAAGAGUGGUCACAAUACUCUGCUGAACUUUGUGGAGGAACCCAUAUAUCUAAUACAAAAGAAGCUAAGGCAUUUGCUCUUUUAUCUGAGGAGGGAAUUGCCAAAGGAAUUCGUAGAGUGACUGCUGUUACAUCUGACAUUGCAUUGGAAGCAUUUAAAUCGGCAUGCUCCCUUGAGCAAGAAGUGAUUGAUGCAUCAAACAUAGAAGCAAGCCUGCUAGAGAAGAAAGUCGCAGCUCUGAGAAGCAGUGUAGAUGCAGCAUCCAUUCCAACAGCCAAGAAAAGUGAUAUUCGGCUGAAGAUUUCCUUGCUUCAGGACCAAGUGCGGAAUGCACAGAAAAGAUUGGCUGCUGAGAAUCGUCAAAAAGUAGUCGAGAUUGCCAGUGAGAGGGCAGAGGCUGCUGUUGCAGAGGGGAAGACCUUCUGCAUCUCUCGUGUUGAUGUUGGUGUAGAUGCUUCUGCUGUCAAAAUCCUCAAGGAAGCUAUACAGGAAGUGAUACAGGAGAAGAAGAUACCAAUCAUGGUCUUUAGUGUGGAUGAAUCUGCAAAUAAGGCUAUUGUUUAUGCUGGAGUUCCCGGCAAGGACAACAAAUGCGAGGGCUUAGAAGUGUCUGAAUGGUUAACAGUUGCUUUGGGUCCACUGAAGGGAAAGGGCGGUAAAGGAAAAGGUGGUCUCGCUCAAGGCCAGGGUACUGAUGCAUCAAAUGUUGAGGAGGCCAUAAAACUGGCAGUCAAUUUCGCAUCAAUGAAGCUGAACUGUUAACUGCAUUUUGAGUAUUGACAGAUCAAACCUUGUGGCUGCCUGUGCAAUUCUGAUUGCUGUUCCUCGGCCUUUAUCCCUCAGCACGUUUUAUGAAAAUGGGUGAUAUUGAGCCAUUUUUGCGAGAAGGUGGCUUGCAGAUUUAUUACUUAUUUAUAGAAUUACGAUGUCAUUUCAUAUCAUAUUUAUACUAGCUUACAGAUUUUCAAGAAAAUGUAUUUUACCUUUCCAUAUUGGGAUUACUGAAGCUGUUACAAUAUUUAACCACUAAUAGAGAAAUGCCAUAUUUUUGUAGCCUGAUGGAACAA
Messenger RNA from Chenopodium quinoa (quinoa), 3732 nucleotides. Its product is annotated as alanine--tRNA ligase-like. Gene Ontology annotation, molecular function: aminoacyl-tRNA deacylase activity; ATP binding; nucleic acid binding. Gene Ontology annotation, cellular component: chloroplast; mitochondrion; cytoplasm. The record is from RefSeq and is a predicted model, not a curated record. The transcript has 24 exons. Bases 356 to 3427 code for a protein of 1023 amino acids. NCBI's taxonomy places the organism in Eukaryota, Viridiplantae, Streptophyta, Magnoliopsida, Caryophyllales, Amaranthaceae. Gene Ontology annotation, biological process: tRNA modification; alanyl-tRNA aminoacylation.